Cladophialophora immunda is the source of this 1405-nucleotide messenger RNA. Its product is annotated as ribose 5-phosphate isomerase A. The transcript has 3 exons. Gene Ontology annotation, cellular component: intracellular membrane-bounded organelle. The record is from RefSeq and is a predicted model, not a curated record. Lineage: Eukaryota; Fungi; Ascomycota; Eurotiomycetes; Chaetothyriales; Herpotrichiellaceae. Bases 200 to 1264 code for a protein of 354 amino acids. Gene Ontology annotation, molecular function: ribose-5-phosphate isomerase activity. Gene Ontology annotation, biological process: D-ribose metabolic process; pentose-phosphate shunt, non-oxidative branch.
CCCCACGGUGUUGUCCCUCAACCUGCUUCUUCACUGGGCGAAGCUUCACUCCAACAUCUUUGAUCAUUCAGGAUUUCGGUUUCUACUCCAAUUGCGGCGACGGCGGCAAUGUCUCUGUCGAGAUAAGUCAUCAGUUGUUGCGUACGUAAUCCAGCUAGACAUUUGCGAUUUAUGCUCUUCAAGGACACCCUGAUUUUUUAUGAUCGCAAUCUAUAGACAAGCUAGAGCCUUUCCCCUUAUACUGCGCGAUAGACCUCCUUGUGUUGCCCGGCUCCAUUACCCUACAACCAUUCGUAUCUCCCAGAAAAAUUACUUCCACCGAACUCGCAUCCUCGCGAAAGGAAACAUGGCCGAGAUCGAAGCUGCCAAAAAGGCGGCCGCUCUCGAAGCUGUGAAGAACCACUUCCCCCCGAACCCGCGCUUCGUGGGCAUCGGCUCCGGAACAACCAUCGUCUACGUGGUGGAAGCGAUCAAAACCUGCGGCGUGGACGUCUCAAGGGUCGGCUUUGUGCCAACAGGAUACCAGUCCAAACAACUUAUCAUAAACGCGGGUUUGGUGCCAAUUGAGUUCGAUGCUCUGCCGGACGAUGUCAUGAUUGACAUCAAUUUCGACGGAGCAGAUGAGGUGGACGAGGAGCUGAACUGCAUCAAGGGUGGAGGUGCGUGUUUGUACCAGGAGAAGCUGGUGGCUAUGAGGUCAAAACAGUUUGUUUGUGUCGCCGACUACCGCAAGCUCCAGCGCCGUCUAGUCACUAAAUGGCCUACGAUUCCCAUAGAGGUCGAACCAAAAGCCGCCCGGCAGGUCAUGAAGAGGCUUCGAAUGCUCGGUAGUCGCAAUGCAGCAGGCGUAGGUCCGAUGAUCAGAGAAGGCCAUCUCGCGAAAGCGGGCCCUGUCAAGACGGACCAAGACUUCUUCAUCGUCGACGCUCCUUUCCCUAAUCCACUCCUGAUCGCCGAAGACCUCACACCAGAAAGACCGGGCGAUGGUGAAAAUGGAUACUGGGAGGUGGAACAGCUCGCUCGAGCUAUCAAGGACAUCAACGGUGUGCUUGCCGUGGGCCUUUUCUGUGGUCCUACCGGUCCCGAGGCCGAGGCAGCUGGUGUAAUUGGCGGCCAGAGACCGGUUGCUUGCUAUUUCGGCAUGGCCGACGGCACUGUGUCGGUGCGAGCAGCUCGACAUAAGCGGGACUCCAUCAUUGCCAAAUACCCACCGUUAGUCCCUGUGCAUAGCUCUGACCCCAUCGUUGUGGGUGCCGCAACUUAAUAGACUUGGUCGGUAACGGAGGCAUAUCAUGAAUGUCGUCCCAGGUGUACUUGGCCUGCAUCAAACUCAUUUUGCCUUUCUCUUGACCUCAUUCUCGCCGAGCUCGCGAAUGAAAAUCCCGACAGACCCUUCCGUAACUUC